This is a messenger RNA of Ahaetulla prasina, 8665 nucleotides long. It is a transcript of the gene IRF7, whose product is annotated as interferon regulatory factor 7. Gene Ontology annotation, cellular component: nucleus. Gene Ontology annotation, biological process: regulation of transcription by RNA polymerase II; immune system process. Lineage: Eukaryota; Metazoa; Chordata; Lepidosauria; Squamata; Colubridae. Bases 563 to 2449 code for a protein of 628 amino acids. The record is from RefSeq and is a predicted model, not a curated record. Gene Ontology annotation, molecular function: protein binding; RNA polymerase II cis-regulatory region sequence-specific DNA binding; DNA-binding transcription factor activity, RNA polymerase II-specific. The transcript is spliced from 12 exons.
AUAGCUAUUUUUCCUAUAAGCAUGAUGACAAACCUGUGGCACGCAUGCCAGAGGUGGCAUGCAGAGCUGUCUCUUUGGGCACGUGCGCCAUCCCCAGGUGCUCUUCUUGUUUCCGGCACACAUAUGCGUACUGGCCAGCUGGUCUUCGAGCAUACGAGAGCACCGGAAACCUGGAGACCAGCUGGCUGGUGCACAUCCGCAUGCUGGAAACUCAAAACCAGCUGGCCGGUGCACACAUACAAAAUAUCUCAGUUUUUAAAAAGCACUUGAAGCAUGUAUUCAUAUACAUUGUGUGGGGUGGGAAUAUUUGGGCUCAGGGAUCCUUUAAAUUUGAGAUUUAAAGGAUGGAAUACGUUAGAUGAAGACUGCAUAGAUCUGAUCAAUAGUGUUAGACUCUUGUCUGAUGCCAAGUCCAAUUUACCUCAAUGUAAUUUGGAAACCCCCUAAUUUAACUUUUGGUCCCUCUUUUACACUCCCCAACUUAGUACCUAUCAUUUGAAAACUAUGUUUUGUGAUAUAGGCUGGCUCAGAAAUCUGGGAAUUGGCGACUCAAAAUGACUGAAUGGUUGGAGAAGGUUCCCCUUGGAGGGUUCUUCCAUUAAUCCAUAAGUUACUCAGUGUAAGAAAUAGAAAAAUCUUUCAUAUUUCACCUGACAGCUACACAAUGGCAACAUCAGCAAAUAAGGGGAAUCCUAAAAAAGUUGGGUUUUUUGACUGGUUGAUUGAACAGAUCAACAGUGGAAGAUACAAGGGUUUGUUGGACUGGAUAGACGAGAACCACACAACCUUUCGUAUCCGUUGGAAGCAUAAUUCAAAGAAGAAUCUUGUGGCACAUGAUUAUGAGAUUUUCAGGGCAUGGGCUAUAUAUAGCAAGAAAUAUAAUGAAGAUAGAUCAGCUCCUAGCAAAUGGAAAAUCAACUUCCGCUGUGCCAUGAACAGUACGAAGAGAUUUGAAGAACUGGUAUCAAAUGAACCUGACUUUCACAAAUACAGAAUCGUCCCCCUAAAUUCAAAAACUGAAUCAACAGCUAAUCCCUGUUCUGGUACAAGUAAUGGGAGUGACAAUGAAGCUGAAGCAUUGCAUUUCAGUCCAUACAGCGAAGAAUGUCCAGCUCUGCACCAAUCUACACAGCUAUCCCAGCUGGAAAUUGAUGCUGCUUUUCAAAAUUUGACACUGGAAAAUGGAAUGCCAGCUUCUGCCAUGACAAAUGAGAAUGCAGGAGGCACUUUUUACCAGACCAAUGAUGAUACACUCCAGUGGAUUAUUCAGCAGUCCCAACUGAAUCUGACUGAAAUGCAGCACACCUCAUGGGCCCCAACAGUAACUACAGAUUCCAGUAAUCUUCUAGGAAAUGCUAUUUUGUAUGAGCAAAGAAGUUCCUGUGAAGCCCCUCAGGUCACCCAAAAUGGCUGCUUACCCGUAGGGAAUGGAGUAGUGGUUGGACCUGUGGCAAGUAACUGUUACCAAGAAGGACCACACUGGCUAUCCGCAAACCCAACAAAUGAGAUUUCCCAGUCAACCAUUGCUUUUCCAGUAUCACAUGCUCAACAAAACUUUCCUGGUGCAAAUCAAUUUAAUCAGUUGGAAGCUGUCUGCGAUACUAGCUGUUUCGUUGAUAACGUUUAUUUGAAUGAAGAGCCUCAGGAUAAUGGAAUGAGGAAUAAUGAAAUGAGGAAUGACUAUCCACUUAUAGCAAACCAGGAAGUUAUGAUGCAACAGAGUGAAUUUGUACCUUCAGCUGCUCUCCCAACAGAUGAACCAGCCAUCAAUAAUGUUCCUUCUCAAGACCUUCUAGAAACUGCUGCAUUUAACAUAAAGGUCUCUAUCUACUAUCAUAACAAGAUGCAGUACGAAGCAGAAGUGAACAGCUGCAUGUUCACCUACAACCAGGAGAACUGCCACCAACCACAUAAUGCACAGGUCAUACAGUUUCCAAAUCCAGAAGUGCUGACAGAUCAAAAGCGAGUUCGACAUAUCUUGACUGCCUUAAACGCUGCAAGUUUAUUAUUAUAUCAGAAAAAUGGGAGGAUCUGGGCCAAGCGACUUGGCACGUGUCAAGUCUUCUAUGCAUUCUCCAAGGAGCUGGACAAUCGUUCUCAGGACCCUCCACGUAAAUUACUGCCAAGGAAUGUUGAAACUGAAAUCUUCAACUAUGAACAGUUCUAUCAAGAACUAAUUGAGUUCCGUGAUGGUCAAAGACGCUCGUCUCCUGACUAUACCAUUUAUCUGUGCUUUGGACAGCGGUUUACUGCUUCCAAACCCAAGGAGUCCAAAUUGAUCUUGGUGGAGCUGGUUCCAAAUUUUUGUAAACAUUCGCAUGAAUUCGUGCAGAGGGAAGGCUUCUCAUCCCUGAACAGCGAAAGUGUGAGCCUCCAAAUCUCCAACAGCCUCUUUGAUAUGAUAGAACAGCUUUCUACUAUAAUGAUGCAGACUGAGACAGCAUAUUGAGUGCUUUGUUUUGUGUGCCAGUUAGUAGGUUUUGCAGCGGGUGAGGCUGGUUCUCUUCAUUUGUUUCACAGGCAGAAGUACUAUAAUCUCCGGAUUGCAUCUCAGCCUUGUAUUAGGGCAGAUGAUCUCCUCAUUGGGCUACUAUUUAUUGAGAUAAUCACACCCAGGGGAUACAGAUAUUCUGCCCUCUGCAAUUCUUUCCAAGAAUUUAUUGGAAUAUAUAUCUUGCUACGUGGCUUUACGACAAAGAUUCUUCUCUGCCGGGAAUAAUCAUGGCACAAAGUUGAGGAAAUUCUUUCCAAGAACAUAUUUUCAUGUGAUAAGAAUUUCCAGAAACUGCAGGGAUGAAUUUAGAUUCUGGAAUGCACUUUUAUCCCAUCCAUUUUGUAGGGAAAAGACAUUAAAUAUACAUUCUAAUCUGAAACUCAGUUGAUACUUCCUCUAUUACCAAAUGCUAUGGGACAGGGCUAGAAGCAAGGUUCUGUAUUUUCAGUCCUAAAAAGAAAGAAAGAAACUUACAAAGGACUUCUCUUCCUAUGUAGGAAUUGAGUAUUGUCCACACAGAUAGUACAGUUUUAAAAUAUUUGGCAAUUUUUUAACAAAAAACUUUGGGCAAGGCAAACAACUAAAUCAAUAAACUGUUUUUAAGUAUAUCAAGUUUCUUAGAAGUGGAAACAUUGGAAUUUCAAGGGAGCUAAUUUCUGAGAAGAAAACGUCCCCAGUCUCUUGGCUGUAAAGGAGAUGGGAGAGAGAUUUAAUUUCAGACUUGCAAGAUUGAAGAUUCCUUCCAAGAUAGAUCAGAUGGGAAAGAUGAGCUGUAUGUCUAUGCAAAUUCUCAGGCAUCCAGGUCAUGGUUGUCCCAAAGGUGCUUUUUCAAGCUCUGUGGGAGCUCCUGCCCUCUGGAACGAGCUGCCUUCCGGGCUUCGCCAACUCCCCGACCUUCGGACUUUCCGCUGUGAAUUGAAGACUCUUUUAUUCUGCCGAGCUGGGCUAGUCUGAUUAAGUAAUUUUAUAUGGGGUUUUAGUUUUUAUAUUACUUAGUCUUUAAUUUUGGCCACUAUUUAUACAAAUUUUAGUUUUGUUUUUAUUGUAUAUUUAUUGUAUUUUUAAAUUGGCUGUUAACCGCCCUGAGUCCUUUGGGAGAAGGGCGGUAUACAAAUGCAAUAAAUAAAUAAAUAAAUAAAUAAAGAGGCACCUGGACUUUCUGGUUUUUCUUUGAAGACGUUUCGCUUCUCAAAAUUGGAUGAGAAGCAAAAUGUCUUCAAAGAAAAAAGAAAGUCCAGUUGCCUCUUGUAAAAGCACCUCUGGGGUGACCCAAUGAACUUAUUCUACUUUAUUGCAAAGCUACAUUAACUGAAUUACACAACCCUGAAAUUACACUUCUCCCCUAUCUCCUUUAGAGCCCAAGAAACGGGCUCUCUUCUGAGCCUCCUGCCCUGCCCGCCUGUCCUUCCUAAGUGGAUUCUGACCGUUCCCUUGGUUGUGUCUCUUUGCCUUAUCUCCCAAGAUCAUUCCCACAUAUCCUUAUAGGAACCUGUUUUCUAGCCUAAUUCAUAUUAAACACACACACACACACACACAGCAGAGAAAAAUGGCAUUUUGGAUGCAGAGUUUCACCGGAGUGGGGGGAAGACAAUAGGACUAGUGGACUAUAUCUGGCCAGUAGGCUGCCUACCCCGAGUUUUAAGUUGCAGGUGAUGUAGCUUCAUAAUAUGUGGUCUAUGAUAUGAGAGCAUAUAUCAUCGAAGAAUGUUAGCAGAUCCCUGCUGAAUCAGACAAAGUACAGCUUUUGUCUUCUCGUAGAGGUCUAGGACAGUGGUUCUCAACCUGUGGGUCGCGACCCCGUUGGGGGUCGAAUGACAAUUUUCCAGGGGUCGCCUAAGACCAUCGGAAAUAUGGGAAGUAUACUUGCAAGUCGAAGAAUCACGCUCCAAUGGUUGACUCCACAAGCCAACUGCAGGCUCUUCAAAUCGCUAGCCGAAUUCGGCUUCAGGCGCGAUGAAUUAAAAAAGAGAGAAAUCUUUGCUCUGAUGUCUCCCUCUCAAGCCAGCUGCAAUCACUCCCAAUCGCUAGCCUAAUCUGGCUUCAGGCGUGAUAAACUUAAUAGGGGAGGAAUCUCCACUUCAAUGCCUCCCGCCUCAAGGCAAUCGCAAGCAGUUCAGAUCGCUAGCCAAUAUGGCUUCAGGCGCGAUAAAUUCAAAACGAAAAAUUUUUUACGGUUGGGGUCGCCACAUCGUGGGGAAUUGUAUUAAAGGGGUCGCCACAUCGUGGGGAAUUGUAUUAAAGGGGUCGCAGCACUAUAAAGGUUGAGAACCACUAGUCUAGGACAAUUGGCAGUGGCCACAUUGCCGUGCCCACUUCUCCGUGGGUCCCUCACCAUAGUAGACCCACCACAGGCUGUCAUCUUUGACUGGCCCUCUGCCAGUGCUUCUCCCCUGGCAAUGCUGGAGCUCCUCUCCUGGCCCCUUUGCUGAGCAAUUCACCGAGGGAUACUUGCCCCCGGGCAAUUCACUGCAUGGGACAAUUAAAUGUGCCUUCCGCAUUUAAUAAUUUCAAAGCAAUCUCUCUGUGUGAAAUCAAGUAUGCAUGCAACUUACAUGCCCCUCAUUAGUAGAAAUGAACUUGGUGGGUAUGGGUGACCACAUUUGCCCUUACCUGCAGCUGGGGUAGGACAAGAUAAAAAAAUUACUAAGGUAGCAAGUAGUUACAGGCAUACUGUCCACAAGAUUCCAAGAAACGUUUAGCAAAAAUAUAGCGUAUGAAAUAUUAAGAUGUCUCAUUUUGUAACACAUGCUGAAUUACUUUAUGCGUAUUAGAAUUUGUUAAUGCUAUUUGUUAUUUAAAUGUGGGUAGAACUGAAACCACGAUGCAUUGUUUUUUUGUAUUAUAUUUAUAUACAAGAUGCAAUUCUGGAAGAAUUCCCAGUGCUUAAGAAAUUGGAGUUUUUUUGUUUUAUAGUGAUGCAAUGGUGAAUGAAUACCAAGCUGCAUCCUCUGUUGCACGCUGCACCCAUCUCUUUCCCCUUCUCCUUCAACAGCUCCAUGCAUGUCACCCAAAUCUGUUCAGGCAGCUAGGCAGGCAGGGAGGAGGGCUGCAGGGGACAAUGGAAAUCCAUUUGCCAACAGUCUCUGUUCCUCAGGCAGAUGGCUGGUUGGACAUCCCAGGACCAAAUCCACCUGGUUUCAUCACUCGGAUGAUAACCCAAUGCCUUUCUUUCUCUGCUUAGCAUGACUGGCUACAAAUUGGGUAAUUUAAGAGGAGGGGAUCUAAUACAGGUAGUCCUCGACUUACAACCAUUUGUUUAGCGACUGUUUGAAGUUACAAUGGCACUGAAAAAAGUGACUUAUGACCGGUUUUCACACUUACAACCGUUGCAGCAUCCCCAUGGCCAUGUGAUCAAAAUUCAGGCGCUUGGCAACUGGUAUGUAUUUAUGACAGUUUCACUGUCCCAGAGUCACGUGAUCACCAUUUGUGAGUUUCCUAGACAGCUUCCGACAAGCAAAGUCAAUGGGAGAAAGUAGUUUCUCUUAAGGACCACAUGAUUUGCUUAAUAACUGGCAAAAAAGGUCAUAAAAUGGGGUGCAACUCACUUUAACAACUGCCUUGCUUAGCAGUAGAAAUGUUGGCCUCAAUUGUCAUAAGUCAAGGACUACCUAUAUUUAAACCGUCCGUCUGAAGCAGCAUCAUGUCCAUAUGUGAGGAGGUCAGAGGAAAUGGACAAACUAGUAAAUACCUCCCGUUCUUCCAAGAUCCAAGGCUGGAAAGAGCCAGGAUGGAGUUGAUGGUAGCACAUGCUCAGAGUUAAGUAAGGGUAGCUUGUCUCAAAAGCAAGACCCGCACUUUUUAUUAACUAAAGUAGGAGACCUACAGGUCAGAUUACAUUCAUUUUUGGUACAGCUUUCCUUGUUUAAGGGAAGAGAAGCUUAAAUGUUUUGGGUUUUUUUAAAUCGGUGCUUUCAGGUUAGGAAGGGCUAUAAGCAUAGACUACAUUUUCCGGUUGCUGAAUGAUUUGUGGGGGGGGCAGCGGCAGCAGGGGACGCAGGGCAGGGGUCGCAGUGGCGGGAGCAGCCCACCACCACAGUCCCAGGUUGUCAUGUGGCCCCUUGGGAAAAUUAAUUGCCCACCCCUGCAUUACAGGACGAUGAAAUCUAGUCCCUAAUUUUGUCUCUCGCACCUAAAGUCCAUUUUAAAUGGAGGCACGUCAAACUGAUAUUUUAAAACUCCUGGGCCACAGCCCAUUACCGGGCCGUGAGCCAUUUGGAACCGGCUGCGGAAGCAGCGCAAGCAGUGGGUGAGCGUAUGCACUUCAUUUGCAUAAGCCGUAGGCCUGCGUGCACGCUGCUUGCACAAAUGGAGCUGCUCAUGCACGCUUGGCGGCCUCUCACGCGGAACCAUUCCCUCCCACCCACCUACCCCACCCAUCGGUACACAAAGCCAGAAAGGUUGGGGAACUCUGGUGUAGGAGAUUGGAGAUUUAUUUUCUAAUGUUUACUGGAUAAUAAUAAAGUUAUAAAGAUAACUUUAAAGCAAGGUAGGGGGACCUGGGCCUGGGUGUUGCUGAAGUUUAGCUCCCAGUAUCCCUCAUUCAGCCGAGGUGUUCAGGGCUGUGUUUAUAACACCCCACCUAAUAAAAUAUCCAGGAACUACUGAUCUCUUCUAUGUACAACUACUGUUAUCAGAUCCGUAUGAAGUAGUUUCUCUGAAUGUGGCCAAAUUGUGGUAUCCUGUAUGCAAAAUUAGCCAGACUCUUAACUUGCCCGCUCAUAAACCACUUCCAAUCAGAAUAUAUUAUUUUGUCUGCCGUUUAUUUUUAUUUACUAUUACUAUUGUUUUUAAUGCUAGUCUGUGACCGUAAUAAAAAUGGAUUGUCUAAGGCUCCUGGAAAUGCUUGCAAUAGUUGGAGGGUGUCCAUGGGCUAAUCUUCAGGAAACCUGACAUAGCUUUGCUCUCCAUUAACACUAAUUGAUUAUCUGUAAAAGAGCAUUGGCUUUGCCAGUGUUUACAACAUGAGUACUAUUUUGAGACCACCCAGGAGCAAAAUACAGGACAUAGAGGUUUGUCUUACAAACAGUGGUUUAGCUACAAGUUACAGACUUCUAUAUACAGACAUACAAGUGGUAGGUACAUACCAGACAAGCAGUCAGUCUUCUUCAACUCUACAUGGAGAACUACAAUGCAAAUACACCAGGAGAAUGAUACAGGAGGAGAGAGAGAGAGAGAGACGCCCUCUUUUAUAUAAACAGCUUCUUAAAGUGGCAGUAACCCUGCUGACGCAUUCUCAUUUUAUCAUCUUGAGUGACAGCCUUACAGUGGCUGGUCAGCUUUAAAUCUGCAUUACCCUGACAGGCUUACUCAAACAAAAUACCUACAUUGUGAUACAUUGAUCGGACUUUAAGGGAAGCGGCUUAGAAUCCUUUAUUAGUUUCACAGUUGGACUAUUGUAAUGGCUGUGAAUUUUAUUGUACAUUUUUUUCAAAUUCUGUUGUUAGUCGCUAUUCUUAGACAUGAAGCCACUUACUGUAUUUUUGGAUCUCAAGAAUCAAGAAUUCUUGAUUCUUGAAUCAAGAAUUUGGAUCUCAAGAAUCUCAAGAAUUCAUGUGACUAUGAAUGUCUGAAAAUCUUAUUUUGACUGAACUGAAUUACAGGUAGUUUUCGACUUACUGCAGUUCGUUUAGUUGCCCAUUCAAAGUUAUGGCACUGAAAAAAGUGACAUGACCAUCUUUUCACUUACGAUUGUUGCGGCAUUCCCAUGGUCACGUGAUCAAAAUUUGGAUGCUUGGCAACUGGUUCAUAUUUGAUGGUUGCAGUGUCCCGGGGUCACGUGAUCCCUUUUGCAACUUUUUGAUGAGCAAAGUCAACAUUGACGCCAGAUUCACUGAACAACCGUGUUACAAGUUUAGUAACUGCAACGCUUCACUUAACCACUGUAGCUGGAAAGGUCGUAACGUGGGGCAAAAUUCACUUAACAAACAUCACACUCAGCAGCAUAAAUGUUGGGCUCAACUGUGGUCGUAAGUCAAGGACUACCUGCAUGUUGCAAUGUUAGAAUUUAAUAUUAAGUCUUCAUUUUUUUUUUUUUUGGGUUUCUCACGGAAACAUUUAUUUCAUAAAAUGUGAAAUGUCUAAUGAGAACUUGUAAUGAGAAAUCAAAUCUUUCUGUAAUGUUGUGUAAGCUCACUAAGGUGCAACUUCAGUCAAUAAUAUCUUCUGGAAAUA